GUGUUUACUCUCUAAUUCUGCCCAUUGCCCCUUCCCUAGUCCUAUUUCAACUCUAUAGGUUGCUGAGUAUGGAACACAUUCAUGUAGGUUCAUGAGGUGACCUCAGCCUGACAUCCUGUGUAAGUGUUGCUGGAUGUGUGGUAGCUAGCUAGACCUGUGAAUGUUUUUUUUUUUUUGGAUAUUUUUUUAAGCUUGUACUGUAUUGUCUUUGACACACACAGCUUCUCAUUUUGUCCCAGAAAUAAUUGUGAUAAUUGACACUAUUGUAAUUUUAAGACCACAUUAUAUCAGUGAUGUUAUGAACAUGAACUACUAUCAUAAUAAUGCAAAUGUAUAAUUUUAUACUUUUAAUGGACAACAGUGUUUAAUUUGAAAAUAGAUAUCCUAAAUAAACAUAAAAGAAUUACAAUAAUAACACUGCAUUUAUACCUGUUCAUGUCACUGGCUUAUUCACAUUAAUGGGCUGUCCUUCCUAAGAAAACAUAAUAAGCCAUGUCAAUAUAUUUAGUCAUGACUAUGUACUGUACAGUAAGUCGAUAAUGUAAUUAUAGUGGUAGCAAUUUUACACGAUUGCUGUCAUUUAGUACUUAUUGUUCCUUUAACAUCAAAAAUAUUAUUUUUAGCAGUGUCUUAUAAUAGCUACUUUUGUUUCAAUGGAAGAACUGUUUUUGUAUGCAGUAUGAAGAAUCAUUUUAAUUUGUAAUGUGUCUUUACACAGACACCUAUACAAAAUAUACAGUAUUUACAAAAAAGGGUUCUUUAUGGGACCAAAAUGUAUUUUUUGUGGCAUUUUCUGAGUACUGCAUGCCUUUCACCUCUCACACCACUUUUCAUUCACCCUCCUGACUCCCAGUGUAAGGUCCAGACCCGCAGUGCUCUUUGACAUGGAAAGGGCCUUCAGUACAUUAAACAUUCAGCACCACAGCAGUGUAACCUCCUAUUACAUCUCCAGCUUUAGAGCUCUUCAGCUACUAAUUAUUGUUUCCAAAACUGAACCUCUUUAGAGUAUUGUUUUCUGGGGGACUUCAGUUCAGAUCGUUUUCCAGUGGAAAAUACACAGAAUGCACACAUGAUCCAACCCUCCUUUGUAUCAGUUUCGCUUCUGCUGUAGCUCCAGGGUAAAUUCUGUGGAAAGUUGGUUUGCUUCGUUGCAGUUUCACAGAAAUUCACUUAACGACUUGCAGGCAAUUGUGGAAAGUUAUUAUUUCCUUGUAUGUUACACACAGUACUUGUAGGUUAAGGUUUUGAAUAUUUUUUAAACUGGAGUAAUGAGGCAUUUCCCUUUUCUUUCUGUUCCCUCCUUUUCUCAGUUCUGAGUCCAGAUGACUCUCAGUUACAGAUAACUUACAUUUUACUGUGUUCUGAAACUAUCACUUUAUAUUCACAGCAGUGUAUUAGCAUUAGUUCUGCUGAAAUGUCAGUUUUUUUGUGUCAAAUCCAAAUUAAAUGUGUGAAUAGCAAUGGCCCUGGGUUACCAGUUGUAUUAGCUUCCAUUAAAUGUUUUUUUAACAUUCAAGAAUUUGAUGCAGUAUGACAUUAUGCUUAAUGGUGAUUAUUUGUACCUAAACAAACAAGCAAAAAACAAAAUCUGCUUACAGGGAAGUAGUUCAAAAUAUAUUAAUAAUGAAUCAGUUCCAAGUUUCCAACACUCAACUGGUUUGUCUUGAUGUUCUGUGGAAUUCUUCAAAUGUUGAGUUGUUUGUAAUGAGGCCAUAGGUGUUGUUAACUGCUUAUGUCUCACAGUGUAGCUUGUUGUAAAGGCAACACUGCACAUUGAAAUACUGCGCCACCCUCUUUACUCUGCUAAACUAGGCUGGGUUUGCCUGGCACACUACCAUAUAAUCAGUUGCCUCUAGGAACUUUCUUGGUUUUCCAUAUCAAAUCCUGACCUCCACAGUUCCCUUGAACUGCUAUCACUUAAUAACAUACUCCACUGUAGAACAAGCUAGCUCAAAAAGCUUAGCCUUCCCUUUCUUGUGGGCAUCAGUUAGACUACUUUCAAAUCUUUAAUUUCAGACAGUUCCUAAGAUGAGCUAAUGGUUGCUGAACACUUAAAGAUGUUUACGCUUGUGUGCCACAUGUAAUGAGACAGGAACUAAUAUUGUGUCCUAUGAUUUUUUACCAACUUCCAAAGAAUGCCACACUGACUGGUACGACAAAACAUUUUCCCAAAACAUUCCCUGAGGAAACACUUAAUUUGCAUACUGCUGAUCUGAUUUGCUAUUCAAAGUUUUAGAUUUUUCGAAGAUCUCACAUUUGUUUUGACUAAAUGGACCAAAUGGAAAAAAUGUGAUAUAUGUUUAUUUCUUUAUAUAAAAGAGAGACGUCAGGAUAUCAUUAAGAAAAUGGUGGUGUAUGUUUAUAUUAGCUACAGAGGCUGUGAUCACCAUUCUCUAUAAACAAAAUAAUGUGUAAUUUAUCCAAAUUUAGUACUUAUUCAAAGUUUCAGAAUCAGUCAGAAUGUCCUAGGCCUCUAAAAGGUUUUCUUGUUCUGUAGCAGGAGGUAUCAUCUGUGUUGUUUACGCCUUUCAGACGAAUGAAUCAGUGACUUAAUAAUGUGGCUGUGUUAGUCAUGCUACACCUUAAUGCUCUGUAAGCUAACCCUCCAUUCAUUGCGAAGGAGAAUGUUGUCAGUGUUGUGCGUCACUGAUCCUGAGAUAUCAGUCUGGUGUUGUUAUGAUUAAAUGGAGGUGGUCUUGUGUUUUUGAAGAAGUUUGAGAGACUCAAACCAGCUCCAGAAUGAAUUCAAGACACAGCAGGGGCAGUCGCAGCUUGCUGGUUUUGUAAGGAUGGGACAGUGAUCAACAGAGCCACCUGUUCCACACAGACAGUCACCCAGCUUCCCAGCUUAAAGGGAUUUCAGUAAGCACAAACAGCCCAGCAAAGGAGUUCAUUUGUCUGUCUGAUACUGCUACCUCUCAUUGCUUUUGUCAGACUGCAGGCCGAUUCAGAAAGGAGAGUGGAACAAACUGGAGCAGCUCGGCUCAGCAGUGUAACCUGGAGAAUACAGCUGCGGGAAUAGAGGACAUUAGCAGCAAACAAGCCUCCUGAAAGUAUCGGAAGAGGACAUCUUUACUAGCCUUUUUUAUUUAUUAUUUUAUUUUUAAUGGUUAUAGAAUAUAGCAAAUAAAUGUAUAGAUGAUUUUGUGUUUUAUGUAUUUUUAAAAAUAUCAGUUUCCAGUAACAGUAAGUACAUUUUUGACUUGUUAGUAUUGCUUAUGUAAUUGUUUGGCAAUCGGCCUACUUGACUGUUAAGAGAACAAACUUGUAGGACAGCGAGGGGACUUUUUCAGUUUCUCUUUCCCUUCCUUUAGCCUUGCUGUGUGAAGGUUAUCUUUCCGCUGAUUGUAUUAUCGCUGGUUCCUGGUUAAACAAAGAAGGAAGAUAUGACUGUAUGACUGGAAUCGAAUCCUCCAUCAGUGUCAGUAACAGGAAUUCACUUCCUUUUUGGACAGUUAGGGUUUUUUUAUUUUGGUAUCAGAAGUACGUAAGUGUUCUUCAGAAACAGGGCUGUGUAGGACUGAACAACUGAGAAUUAGAAAUCUUACACAAGUUUGUGUGGGAAGAUUCAGCAUUAAAACCCAGAGAGCCUUACAAGGACACAAGGCUCCAUCAGGUCAUUUCUGGGCAAUGGGAUCAGAAAAAGACUCUGAAUCACCUCAUUCGUCUGUCAGUGGCAUUCCCAAUCCCAAAUGUCGUGGACCGGGCAAGAAGCAGAACAGGAUCUCCUUCUCUAGCCUCUUCCACAGUAAACGGAGUUCUAGGGGCAGCAAAGCUAGCGUGGGCACACCUUCCCAGCAGCUUCACCAACAGCAGCAACUCCAACAGCAACAGCAGCAGCAACAGCAACUUCUUCAGCCUUCUACACCUACCGCAAAUGCAUCCCCGGACCCCCCAACCACCGGCGACUCAGCCGAGCCUUUGUCCUCCAGCCAGGCAUCACUGGGAGGACAGGAUCUUCUGGAAUGCCCACUGUGCCUGGUGCGGCAGCCCCGAGAUCAGCUGGCUGAGCUGCAGGGCUGCAGUCACCGCUCCUGCCUCUGCUGCCUGCGCCAGUACUUGCGCAUCGAGAUCACAGAGAGCCGUGUACAGCUCAGCUGCCCCGAGUGUGCAGAGAGGCUGGCCCCCAGGCAGGUGGCCCUCAUCCUGGACGAUCCUGCCCUGCUGGAGAAGUAUGAGGAGUUUCUGUUAAGGCGAUGCCUCGCCUCGGAUCCCGACUGCCGCUGGUGCCCUGCCCCAGACUGCGGGUUUGCAGUCAUUGCCUCAGGUUGUGCCAGCUGUCCCAGACUGGUAUGCCGCAGGGAAGGGUGUGGCGCGGAGUUCUGCUAUCACUGCAAGCAGGCCUGGCACCCCAACCAGACAUGUGAUUCAGCCCGGCAGCAGAGGGCACUCUCCCUGAGAACACACAGUACCCACUCGCCCAGUUACACAGCCGAGCAGGGUCCCACUGAUGACAUCAAGCCCUGUCCCCGAUGCGGAGCCUACAUCAUCAAGAUGAACGACGGCAGCUGUAAUCACAUGACCUGCGCCGUGUGUGGCUGCGAGUUCUGCUGGCUCUGUAUGAAGGAAAUCUCCGACCUGCACUACCUCAGUCCAUCAGGUUGUACCUUCUGGGGAAAAAAGCCAUGGAGUCGCAAGAAGAAGAUCCUGUGGCAGCUGGGAACUCUGAUUGGUGCCCCAGUAGGCAUCACACUAAUUGCUGGCAUUGCAGUGCCUGCCAUGGUUAUUGGCAUCCCGGUUUACGUAGGGCGUAAGAUAUAUGCUCACUAUGAAGGGAAGAAGACCUCUCAGCACAGGAGAAACCUGGCCAUCACGGGGGGUGUGGCCCUGUCCAUUAUCACAGCACCAGUUAUUGCUGCUGUCAGUGUGGGUAUUGGUGUACCCAUCAUGCUGGCAUACGUGUAUGGUGUGGUGCCAAUCUCCCUCUGCCGUGGCGGGGGCUGUGGAGUCAGCAGAGGGAAGGGACGUGGUGUCAGGAUUGACUUUGAUGAAGACGAUGGGCCCAUUACAGUUGCUGACGCAUGGCGUGCACUGAAGUCUCCCAGUCUCGGUGAAAGCAGUCUGGAGGGAGGGGCCAGCGGCCUCAGCACCACCUCACCAAGUGAAGGCAUGUCUGUGGCCCCUGGGGGCUUAGGGGACACGCCCCACUUCAACACAUUAGCAGGAGGAGCUCUGGGAGCUCGAACAGGAAAAUACAGCAGGCUGGAGGUUCAAGGUGCUGAGCUCGGAAAGGAAGGUGUACGAGAGACAGGAAGCUUGGGAGCAGCCAGUGAUUGUGCAAGCACUCGAGGCAUGGCCGGCUCCAUAACUUCCUCCUACACCUUACCUGACAGGGAAGGCACAAACCUUGAGAUUCAGGUGGACAUCGAAACCAAACCCAGCCAUCUGUGUCUAACCAGCGAAGAGGAUCUGGCUCCACCCACUGCUGCCAUGGCCCAUGGUUCGGGGGAGGAGCCUCAGGACUGCAGCUCCCGCAAAGGCGGAGUUUUAUCCGGCUCGUCUCUGGGCCUGUCACCCGGGGGGUCACUCAGGGAGGGGCUUCGUGACGUCACACUUGCUCAGCCAGAGAGCAUCCGCAGCGACCUGGAGAUGUCCGACACGCAGUCAGACGACAUAGCUGAGUUGACGUCAGAUGACUGUGACUCCCCCCGCCCCAAAAGCGCCCGCCCACCUCCUCCGCCCCAGACCACCUGCCGAGCCUUGAACUCCAGCGACGGCCUGCACUGUCCCGACGUCAUCCUGUACGUGUGAGGGAGUGAGAGGCUCUCGCUGUUGCACAGACCUAGCUGUUUAUUACUGCUUUUAUCUGGUUUAUUUGCUGCUUUUUGUAACGAUUAUAACACACCUUAAUGGUUCAGGCGAUUCGGUGGCAUGCGUCUGCCUGACUGCCUGUGGCUCUGUUCCUGUCUGCCUACAGAACUACAGACAGGGCUCUACCUCUACAACUAUUCAUACUGUUAGUAGUUCAGAAAGUUGUUUGUUUACUUUUUGGUGCGAAAAAUGCCUUGGCUAUUUAAGCAAAAAAAAGAAAAAGAGAGAAAAAAGGAUAAAUUGUAGGUACUACAAUCGCCACAAAUAUCCUGCGAGCGAGGAUAAAAGAAAAACAAUGCUACAAAGUGAAAUAUCACCAAGCACACAUUUACAGUAUAUGAGGAACUGUGGGGAGUGGGGAGGAUUUAGAUGGAUUACAGUGUUUUCUAUGUAUGUUGGAGUGUGAAUGUUUUUUUUUUUCAUUCAUUUUUUUUUUCUUAUUUAUAACUAAGCGACCCGGAAAAUUGUACGACUCGCUGCAUGCAUGUAUAUGCAUGACCUGCGCUUGUAUACGAGGGUAAAAGGCUAGUACGUAGUGGUUGCACUGACCAGGUUUGCACAGUGACGAGAUGUAAAUGGACCUGCACUCGAGUCUCACCUGCACAAAGAGCGGAAUUCAGAGAUGGGAGCCGGUCGUUGUUAAAGGAGAUUGAUCACUUUCCCCCAAGCAGACGGUUUCUCCCAGAUCAUUGUCUGCCUGCCUUACAGACGACGCUCACGCUCCCAGUCCUUUUCCCCACUGACUGACUGUCUGACUCACUGACAACACUGUCUGUGCCCACCUGUCUGCUAUAUGCUAUGGGUGUGUGAGAGUGAGAGUGUCUUUUUAUUUGUUUGUAUUAAAGUAUAAAUGGAUUAAUGGCAUCGACAGUGGGGCAGGCCACCAGAUGCACUUUUCCCCCAUUUUUUUUUGGAAACCUAGCCCUGUGUCUACCCACCGCAAUGUGUUUGAAAUUAUACAUUUCUGAGUAAUAAACUGAAUUAAAUGGA
Astyanax mexicanus (Mexican tetra) is the source of this 6801-nucleotide messenger RNA. It is a transcript of the gene rnf19b, whose product is annotated as ring finger protein 19B. The record is from RefSeq and is a predicted model, not a curated record. Gene Ontology annotation, cellular component: ubiquitin ligase complex; cytoplasm. Gene Ontology annotation, biological process: positive regulation of proteasomal ubiquitin-dependent protein catabolic process; ubiquitin-dependent protein catabolic process; protein polyubiquitination. The transcript has 10 exons. Bases 3631 to 5751 code for a protein of 706 amino acids. Gene Ontology annotation, molecular function: zinc ion binding; ubiquitin protein ligase activity; ubiquitin conjugating enzyme binding. NCBI's taxonomy places the organism in Eukaryota, Metazoa, Chordata, Actinopteri, Characiformes, Acestrorhamphidae.